AUGGACCUAACGACACGUCGUUGUGAGGAUGGGCCGGGAGAUUUACUUGUGAAAGGUACGGAGCAGUGCCGGGAUGUCAACGGGACGGGUAGUGACGUCACAGGGGUGAUAGAUGUGCCGAGAAAAACUAAUUCGUUCAGUAUCAGGAACCUAGUCGGCGGCGAGGACUGCGAUCGGCCUGCCGACGGGAAUGCAAAUACGAAUGACGAAUAUUAUCACCAAGACACGUACCAGAAGUACGCGAACAUGGGAGUAUCUGAAACGCAAAAAGAUGAUUCACCAAGGACCACGCCAGAACUGUCCCGAGCUGACCAAUCACCAGCUUCCGAAAGGCCUCCUCCAGGGUCUGCAGACAGCGAUGACGCAGAUGACUUCGCACCUAAAAGAAAACAGAGGCGCUAUAGGACAACAUUCACUAGUUUUCAAUUGGAAGAAUUAGAAAAAGCCUUUUCAAGAACGCACUAUCCGGACGUUUUUACCAGAGAGGAACUAGCGAUGAAAAUAGGAUUAACAGAAGCAAGAAUACAGGUAUGGUUUCAAAAUCGACGUGCUAAAUGGCGUAAGCAGGAAAAAGUUGGGCCGCAGGCUCAUCCAUACAAUCCGUACUUGGGAGGAGGGGGUGCGCCUCCACCAUCGGUCGUGGCGUCCAUGCCUAACCCGUUCUCACAGCUUGGCUUCGGUUUUAGAAAACCAUUUGAUGCAAACGCCUUGGCGUCUUUUAGAUACGGCAGUUCACCAGUCCUCGGCGCCCAGUACCUCGGAGCUCCACUGUCGCGACCACCCCUCUUCUCAGCACCAAUAUAUUCAUCUACAUCGCCACCAUUCCAUUCUCUACUAGCUGGAUUAGCCGCCCCUCCGCGACAGUCUCCUGACCACGCAUCCGUUUCACCCCCUAUUUCGCCAGGAAGCGAGUCUCCCCCCAACCAUCAAGGGCCAGAAGUAGAGCGUAGAAGUUCAAGCAUCGCCGCACUAAGAAUGGCUGCCAGAGAACACGAACUAAGGCUGGAAAUGCUAAGACAACGACACCACACAGAUCUCAUCAGUUGAGCUCUAUUCGUUUCGUGAUAGACAAUAGUGUUGAAGGUUAUUUAUAUAAAAGACUAUUAAUAUUAAAAAGGGCUAUGGCCGUUUGAAUUAGAAUUUUUCUUUGUCUUAAAAAUGAAUAUUAAUAGACAUCGUCUGUGACAAAGCUUUGCGUUUAUACCUUUCUUUUUUUAUCGAUGUAAAUUUAAAAGUCCUAUAUUUAUUAUGUAAUAAAAUUGAAUUGUAUGUGCGGUGAUACCCUUAAAAUUAACUACAUAUGUAUUAUUAUGUAAUGGAUUUAAAUUAGGUAAAUAAUCAAAUUAAGUACAUAAUUAUUGCUAUUUGAUCCGUCCAGUUAUGCCUUAUCGUUAUUUAUUGUAAGUAGGUACCUCUAAAGUAUUUCUAUUUUCUUUUUAAGGUUUUCAUUUAUACAAAGAUUCGAUGUAAGCAAAAUGGUUUGUAAUUAAUAAAAAGUCGCAAUAAUAAAAAUAAAUAUAGUUUUAUCGGAAUUCCUAAUGCACUUCAUUUGGUUUGUUUAAAUAAAAUUUUAAAUGUAACACCAAAGAGUCAAUUCGCAAGAAGCUUAAUAUUUUAUGUUUUCAACGUAUUUCUGUACAAAAAAAUAAUGGUAAUUUUGAAUUCAAGAAUUAUAUGGGUUCCAUUAAAUAAAUGGUUUACAGUGAA
Messenger RNA from Melitaea cinxia (Glanville fritillary), 1707 nucleotides. Its product is annotated as homeobox protein aristaless-like. The record is from RefSeq and is a predicted model, not a curated record. NCBI's taxonomy places the organism in Eukaryota, Metazoa, Arthropoda, Insecta, Lepidoptera, Nymphalidae. The transcript is spliced from 5 exons. Gene Ontology annotation, biological process: regulation of transcription by RNA polymerase II. Gene Ontology annotation, molecular function: DNA-binding transcription factor activity, RNA polymerase II-specific; RNA polymerase II transcription regulatory region sequence-specific DNA binding. Bases 1 to 1047 code for a protein of 348 amino acids.